Nicrophorus vespilloides is the source of this 1904-nucleotide messenger RNA. RefSeq names its product coiled-coil domain-containing protein 102A. Lineage: Eukaryota; Metazoa; Arthropoda; Insecta; Coleoptera; Silphidae. Bases 126 to 1664 code for a protein of 512 amino acids. The record is from RefSeq and is a predicted model, not a curated record. The transcript is spliced from 6 exons. Gene Ontology annotation, cellular component: myosin complex.
CGAUGUCGCUGUUGUCGGCUGUCAGUUAAGCCCUGUAUGUGGUCUUGAUUUUAUUUUGUUUUGUGUUUUAAAUGGAUAAUUAGGGAUGUGUUAAUCACUGGGGCAGUGUUUAAUUGGACGAGACCAUGGCCCAGAGUACAACAAGCGGCACGUCCUCGAGGCGCCAAGGACGGGACCAGGAUACAGCAUCAUUAGCCUCUUCUAGAUUUGCAGACACUGAGUGGGAAGCUAAUGAGGCAUGGAGGCAGAGGGAACUGGAGGAGGCCAGGGCGAGGGCUGCACAGAUGGAGAAGACAAUGAGAUGGUGGUCAGAUUGCACAGCCAAUUGGAGGGAGAAGUGGAGUAAAGUUAGAAAUGAACGAAACAAGGCUAGGGAAGAAAUGAAACAACUCAGAACAAAAUUGGAUAUGGCUCUGAAAGACACAAACUUGUAUAAAAGAGAGAAGCAGGAAAUGGAAUUGCAAAAUGAUCAGCUUAAGAAGGAGAUGGAGAAAAUACAUAUAUUAUUGCUAAAGCAUGCAGGACAAUUUGAUGCACAAAUAUUUGAAGCACUAGGUGAUGAUCCCUUGAAGGAUUUCUCUUUUAGCACAAACAACACAUCACCAGUCAAGGAGAAUGGUAUAGAAUCCUCUCAAGAAUGUGAUAGCACUGCAGCCCCAUUGGAAAAGGAGAAGACUGCUGAAGAAUACAUCUUAAAAGGUGCAGUGCCAAAGCAGAAAGAACCUGAAGAGAAUGGGCUUGACUCAAAAUGUGAUAAAAAUCAUAAAGAUUCUGAUUAUGAUGAAGAAUAUGUUAUGCAGAAACUUUCAAUGAUUCAAUUGAGGUUGGAUGAAACCAACAAAACUCUGCAAGUCGAAAGAGAGGAAAAAUCACAAUUACAUAGAACCAUUGAAAAAUUGACAAGUGAUUUGCAUGAGAUGAAAGAGAAAUGCGAGGAAUUACGAGAGGCACGGCAGGAAGUCGUCAGAGAAAUGUUGACUUUGCAAGAUCAACAUCAGGAGGAAGUUAGAAUUGUUAGAUCUGAUUUGCAGGAUGAAGCAAAUAACCGUGAAGGAAUGGAUAGGAGAAUCAAUGAUCUAAGAGCUGAAUUGGAGCGAUUGCAAGCAGAAAAUGCGGCUGAAUGGGGAAAACGCGAGAGAUUGGAAACAGAAAAAUUGAGUUUAGAACGAGAUAAUAAAAAACUGAGGACGGAACUUAGGGAUAUGCAAGAAAGGAUUGAGAGGAAAGGCAGGCCCUUGACAAACUCUGAUGCAGAGUUGAGGCAUUUGCAACAGGAAUUAGUUGAUAAAAAUAAGGAAAUAUCUGAGCUGAAGCAUUCCCAGAGUAAAUUGAAGAAAUUGGUUCAGGAUAAGAUAACGGAACUCGCGCAUGCAGUGCGUAGAGCCGAACAGUACGAAACUGAAGUAAAGAAAUUAAGGAGCAGAGUGGAGGAAUUGAAGAGAGAUCUUGCCAUUGCAGAAGAUGAAAUCGAUUCAGCUUCUAAUAAUAUAAGGAAACUGCAGAGAACCAACGACGAACUGCAAGAACAAGUCGACAAUUUCCAAGUACAAUUGCAGCAUUUAAAUACAAGGCUUCGUAAUUCGAGCACAUCUAGUUUGUUGUCCCAUAGAGGAGCUUUGAUCGCUGACGAGAUGAGCGACGAGGAAAUUACUAAUGUAUAUUAAAUCUAUUAAUCGAAUAGGCUCUUGAUACACGUAAACUCAAUGCUCAUCAAACAAAUUUCAAUAUUUUCUUAACUUUCUCCGAAUUAGGGAAUCGUUUAACCAAUGUGUUCUGUGUAUAUAUUGUUUUUCAUAAACAACUAGGUUUUUGACAGAAUAAGAGCAAAAGCUUAGAACACAACUAUUUAUUUAGUAAGUCUUUUUAAUGAAGAAGCAAACUGUAAUUAUUUACAUAUUUAUUUA